GGCAGACCUAGUGGGUGGGCUGAGCCUGAGCGUGUAGGGGAUUUUAACGUUGGCCACCCAACCUCCCUUGGAGUCCCCCGUGCGACCUGACCCUGCGCACCUCUGUUCCUCCUGCACCGUACCCAGGUUCCAUACCGCAUCCUGGUCCCCGCCACGCCCCGGCAGGCAGCAGCAUGGGCUGCGCGCGGGACGCGGGCUGGGUGGCGGCGGGCCUAGUGCUCGGCGCCGGCGCCUGCUACUGCAUCCACUGGCUGACGCGGGGCCCGCGGCGGGGCGGCCGGGGGCGUCGGUUGCGCCCCGCGCGGUCUGCAGAAGACUUAACCAAAGCUUCCUACAAUGACACCCUAAGUGCUGAGCAACUUAAGAAACUCCUUUACCUGCUUAAGUCAACUGAGGAUCCUGUACUCAUUGAAAGAGCCUUAGGUGCUCUGGGUCACAAUACAGCCUUUCGGCUAACCAAUUUCUAAGGACCCAGAAACCACUGAAAAAAGAAUAUUUCCCCAAUUUCCAGAAGUUUUGAAUCACUUGUCCUAAGCAAGGAAGGGUUGUGCCAAGUUGUCAUGCCUGAGGGGAAGGAACCUGUCACAAACACCUUUGCUCUUUGCUGAAAAAAUCCAGUAUCCAGAAACUUUUCCAUGUCUCCAUGGGAACCAACACCUGGUGAGCAUGCAGGUCUGAUCAAGAUACAUACCCUACAAAUGCCCGUGCCAGCCCCCACCUAGCUUCUACAAGGCUUACCUUUAAAAGACAGCGAUAACACUUUCUGCAGUAGCUAUAAAGGCUCACCUUGCCCAAGGUGUUUUUGUUUUCUUGCUUCUCUUGAAAAAAAGUAAAUAAACGUUUACUUCCUUUGCUUUGC
Molecule: messenger RNA, 859 nt
Organism: Perognathus longimembris pacificus (Pacific pocket mouse)
Lineage: Eukaryota; Metazoa; Chordata; Mammalia; Rodentia; Heteromyidae
Product: armadillo repeat-containing protein 10-like
Exons: 4
Coding region: 174-467 (97 amino acids)
Cellular component (GO): mitochondrion
Source: RefSeq, a predicted model, not a curated record